AUGACGAUGAUCCCCCGGGCUAAUACAGCGCUAGUGCUGCUAGCCUCGCUAGUGGACGCAAAUGGAUCGCGCAUUGUCGAUGGAGAGAACGCCGAGCGUGGCCAAUUCCCGUACCAAGUGACGCUAACACAGAAGCUGUUGGUACUGUGCGGUGGUGUGUUGAUCCACGAGCGAUUCUUCCUCACCGCUGCUCACUGUCUCUUCGAUGCCAACAACACCCUAUUUCCCUUGAACAGCCUGAACGUGUUCUACGGUUCCGAGAAGCUGUUCUCGAAUGGCAAGUACAACCGCAUCAGUAAGGUGCUGGUGCAUGAUCAGUACGAACAUGGUAAUACUCAGUACGAUCUGGCACUGGUUGAGGUACGCCGUAGCUUCGAGCUGUCCUUCAACGCUCAACCAAUCGCACUGGCCGAGAGUGCUCUGGAAGAACAACAGACUCUGACCGUUUCCGGAUUCGGACGUACCUCGGAAGCUGGAAAUACCUCGUUCAAGCUAAAGCACGCCGAACUGAGCACACUGUCCAGUGCCGAUUGUCAGACGGCUAGCGGUGAUGGAUGGUACGAGGGUGCCCUCUGUCUCGAUACUAGCAGUGGUGCUGGUUUCUGUACCGGAGAUUACGGUGGUCCAGCGGUGUUCAACGGUACGCUAGUUGGUAUCGGUAGCUACACGGUCGGUGGACGAUGCGGUACCGGUCAGCCGGAUGUGUUCGUCGAUGUCGGUCACUUUAGUGGCUGGGUGCAGUCACAGAUUGACGGCAAGGAAGACGAAUAA
Messenger RNA from Anopheles darlingi, 771 nucleotides. Its product is annotated as serine protease SP24D-like. Bases 1 to 771 code for a protein of 256 amino acids. Gene Ontology annotation, molecular function: serine-type endopeptidase activity. NCBI's taxonomy places the organism in Eukaryota, Metazoa, Arthropoda, Insecta, Diptera, Culicidae. Gene Ontology annotation, biological process: proteolysis. The transcript is spliced from 4 exons. The record is from RefSeq and is a predicted model, not a curated record.